Molecule: messenger RNA, 2396 nt
Organism: Dermacentor albipictus
Lineage: Eukaryota; Metazoa; Arthropoda; Arachnida; Ixodida; Ixodidae
Source: RefSeq, a predicted model, not a curated record
UAGUAGAGAGUCGGCAGCCGCCAAGGACGUACAGAUCGCUGCGGUGUAUACUUCAUUUUAACGGAGCCAAUGACAACAAACGUAAGCUGUUUAUACAGUUCUCGCACUAAAGAAAAGUGACAAUCCGUGCUAGAGGGUCAGUGCGGAAAGGGAAGUGUUGUCAAGACGAGCACUGAGGCGGCAGCAAAGGACCGGCGUUGCAAGCGGUAAGUGUUUGCACUGACACGCCGGCAAUCAUAUCGCUUGCUCUGCGGAGCUACCGUCAGCCGAGAAGUGCCGCGCGGGCAAGCGCCUCGAAACUCCACACCCGCGCCGAUUUUCUUAUCUCCUCCGGCAGCAAAACGCGUAUACAAUAACAAGCACGAUUUCGCCCAGCAGCAGCAGUAGCAGCACCGCGAGGUCAGAGAAGCGUUCGCCAGCGUAAAAGACACCUGCCUGCGUGUGCUCCGUGCUGACCCGCAAGGAACGACUGAAAACAGAAAGAAAAAGACAAACAAAAAGUAGCAAGGGUGGUCAUCGAACCACGCGCUCGUUCGACGAGCGGUUAUCGCAACAGUCACAGCUGGUGAGAAGCUUCUUACGCCGGGCUCGAGUGACAGAAGGCAAGCUAACGAGACCGGACGUCCUGGCCCUCUAGCAGAGCGCUGACAAGAAACGGGAAGGUCGAGCCUUCACGUACGACGCGCCUACCAGAAGUACGCGCGUUUCCGGACCAUGGCGCAGCGUUCCGCAUCAACGUACCGCGCGACGUUCCUCGCCCUUCUGGCCACUGCUCUGGUGGGCCAGUGCGAGGCCGCAUGGAAAUCCUGCUCGGCAAACAACGGGCAAGUGCUGGACCUGACGGUGAACACACCCUGCAACAAGGACCGCUACGUCCUCCAGAAGGGCACCAACGUCACGCUCAACGUCCAGUUCUGGUCCUCCGUGGACAGCGACCACGUGAAGGUGCGCGCACACGGCUUCGUGAUGGGAGUGCCGAUCCCGCUCAAGAUGCCCAACGAAGACGGCUGCAAGAACAGCGGCAUCGAGUGCCCCGUGAAGAAUGGCGAAAAGUACGCGUACGUGCAGCAGUUCGAGGUGAAGCCUUCCUACCCCAAGAUGAGCGCUAACCUGAGGUGGGCGCUCGGCGAUUCGAACGGUGGCACCGUGGCCUGCGUGAUCUUGCCCGUGGACAUCGUCGAGUGAUAUUGCCGGAUGCACUGGUGAUGUGACGAGGACACGAUGGAUGCGUAUACGCCAAAGCAGGAUCAGUCGUGCGACGUGUCAUUGCCCUUCGUAUUAGGCCCGUUUGUUUUACGUAGCAAGCCAGAGCGCAUUAAAGAGGCGGGACGUGCGGCAUGUCGAUGCAUCCAGCUUCUCUGUUAAAGCCAGCUUACAGCUUAGAGUGCGAGUAACAACCAUCGCUGUGAGCGUUCCAUAAUUGGACAUUGUUAUGCAUGGCAACAGCAUGCUGCCAUAACUAUUUUAAAUGUGCCAGACCCAUGCUAAGCAUGGCCAACAGGUGAUGUGGGGUGAAAUGCAAAAAAACGUUCGUGUACCAUGGCUUGGAUGCACGUCAAAGAACCCCAGGUGGUCAAAAUUAAUCCGGAGUCCCUAACUACGGCGUGCCUCAUAAUUAAAACGUGGUUUUGGAACGUAAAACCCUGCCUGAUUUCUUUUUAUUUUUUUUUAAUUUCUGGGGGCAAAUGACCCUGGGUGACUUUCACCUUUCAGUUAUUCUCGCAUCAAUGCUCGCUUCUAGUGGCCUUCAACCGUCUUAUCAGCACAUUUGCAGCGCUGUAGUUGGCGGCCGUCUUCCGUUUAUGGUUAACAGUAAAGAGGGGGUGGGGAAGGAGUGCGUGCGUGUCGGUUUUCGUGCGUACAAGCUACCUGCAUGGCAGUGGUCGGUAUACACAGCCACCGCCGGCGAGAAACAGAUGGUCACGCACUAUAUAUUGUGAAUGAUCUAGCUAUAUGACGCACUUGUUGGUAUUUGCGAGUCAAAACCUGCACAUUGUUAAAGUCAUAAACCGUACAUGCACGAUACUUCACCGUAAUUAAUGUAUGUUAGAUUCGCUUAUUGCAGGAAGGACGCAGUCGCUCUGAGCGGUACGCGACACACCGUUAAUUUAUUGAUCUGGAAUUUGUACAAAACGCAUCUGUACGCGGCAACAAAUGUGUGAUCACAGAUUUAGCUUCAAAUAUGAAACUGAUGCGAGUUAAUCGCCAGUGACUCUGAAACAAACCACAACAUAUAGCUCUUGGCGCUAGUUCAACUGGCCUUCUCCCAAUAUCCUUUCUCUCUUAUAUAUAUAUAUAGUCUUGGCGUCCAAAAAUAUCGGUGCGAUGACCUUGUUGACAGCACGGCGCAGGGCUCCUACGAGAGUGCGAUUUCCGUCUCAUCCAAAUAAAAUAAA